CUAGGGUUUACAUAUGUUUAAGAUUUCAGAUCUGAGUUUUCUCAUUCAAAAAUAUAUGUUUGAGAUCUGAGAUUUCUCAUUCAAAAAUAUGUUUGAGGUUUUGAAAUUUCUUACUCUAGUUUUGUUCUUUUGAUUGACUCAAAGCUAGAUGAUGAUGUGGGAAAUGUUGAAAUGGAACUUUUCUUACUUUCGAAGUUUGUGAAAUCUUCGGUUUCUUCAUGUAGCGAAAUACAUCUAGAUGCAGAACAGAGCAAUCAUAUCGUGGCACUAAAGGUGCUUUUCAAGAGCCAGCUGAAACAGUCUCAGGUUGAACAUCAGCUUCGUCGUGAAGUUGAAAUCCAAAGUCAUCUCAGACACCCUAAUAUUUUACGCCUUUAUGGAUACUUCUAUGAUCAGAAACGAGUUUAUUUGAUAUUGGAAUAUGCCGCCAAGGGUGAGCUGUACAAGGAGCUACAGAAGUGUAAAUACUUUAGUGAAAGACGCUCUGCAACUUGGAGAGUGUUGAGCAUGAUGCAAGUGUAGACAUAUGGAGCCUUGGUGUCCUCUGCUAUGAGUUCCUUUAUGGGGUUCCACCUUUUGAAGCAAAUUGCUCUAGAAGUAUUUUAAAUUCACUUAGCCUUUGUUGUGGAAGAUGAUUUGGAGCUUUCUCCUCUAUAUUGCAAAUUUUUAAGGGGUUUGA
Camellia sinensis is the source of this 679-nucleotide messenger RNA. NCBI's taxonomy places the organism in Eukaryota, Viridiplantae, Streptophyta, Magnoliopsida, Ericales, Theaceae. The record is from RefSeq and is a predicted model, not a curated record.